Molecule: messenger RNA, 594 nt
Organism: Aspergillus calidoustus
Lineage: Eukaryota; Fungi; Ascomycota; Eurotiomycetes; Eurotiales; Aspergillaceae
Source: the annotation of a GenBank genome assembly
AUGGGAGCAUGGCGUUUGACAGACAACGUCCUGCACACCAAUCGCUCCAGACGCAUUGGCUCUGGCAUCGUUGAUUGCCACGCUCUAGCCGCUGCCCUGGCUAACUUUGGAUCAUCGGUGUGUGGCGGCUCACCCAUCCACAAUCAUCAUGGUCGAAAUUCCCUCUGCCAUCCUCAGAAGACGGAGACUGCUAUCCUAUAUCGAUCUUUUUGUUUACUUUUCUUCUUCACACCCAACAGCCCCGUGUGUCCGCACCAUGCCAUCCAAGAAUGCACUCGAAGUCCCGACUCCUGUACGAUCGCCUGGAUCGCUGCUCUUCCGAUCGAGCGGGCCGCUGCGGAAGCAAUGCUUGAUGAGGAACAUGCCGCUCUGACCGGCUUCGCCAGACACAAGACCGAUGCGAACAUCUAUACGUGGGGUCGCAUCGGAAAGCCACAAGAUUGCAAAAUACCUUGCGCUGCAUUAUGGUCGCAUCAUGACCAUUCUGUGAGCAAAAAUCGCACUGUCCCAUUGAUGGAUUGCGAGCCUGCAUUCCGGAUGACCUGUGACAUACUUUAUACUGCAGCUCGCUUCAUAAUUCGAUUUAAGCACUGA